GUCUCCAGCCCAAAGCAGUAGCUGAGUAGCAUAGCACACUAAUCACUUAGUACCUGUAGUCAUUAGCCACAUAACAGUUGGUUAAGCGUACCAUCACCCAUGGCUCUAGCAAGAGAGAAGAGGCUUCCCCCGCUCCACCUCUCGCUCAACGUCCCGUCCCGCCCCGCCGUCCAGGAGCCGGCCUUCCGGCACGCCAACCCUCCGCUCGCCGCGCCGCCGCCCGCGUCGUCGACCCCGCUGGCCCGGUCCAGCCAGUUCCGCCUCGCCGACUUCGACCGGCUCGCCGUCCUGGGCCGCGGGAACGGCGGCACCGUGUACAAGGUUCGCCACCGCGAGACGGGCGCGCUCUACGCGCUCAAGGUCCUGCACCAGGGCGACGCCGCCGAGGCGGACAUCAUCGGUCGCACCGCCUCGCCGUUCGUCGUCCGGUGCCACUCCGUCCUGCCGGCCGCGUCGGGUGACGUCGCGCUGCUCCUCGAGCUGGCGGACGGCGGGUCGCUGGACUCCGUACGGAGCCGCCGCGGGGCGUUCCCGGAGCCGGCGCUCGCGGAGGCGGCGGCGCAGGCGCUGUCCGGCCUGGCCUACCUCCACGCCCGCCGCAUCGUGCACCUCGACAUCAAGCCGGCGAACCUCCUCGCCACCGCGGCCGGCGAGGUCAAGGUCGCCGACUUCGGCAUCGCCAAGGUCCUCUCCCGCGCCGGCGACCACUGCACGUCCUACGUGGGCACCGCCGCGUACAUGAGCCCGGAGCGCUUCGACCCGGAGGCGCACGGCGGGCACUACGACCCCUGCGCCGCCGACGUGUGGAGCCUCGGGGUCACCGUCCUGGAGCUCCUCUUGGGCCGUUACCCGCUGCUCCCCGCCGGGCAGCAGCCCAACUGGGCGGCGCUCAUGUGCGCCAUCUGCUUCGGCGAGCCCCCCGCGCUACCCGACGGCGCCGCGUCGCCGGAGCUCCGGAGUUUCGUCGCCGCCUGCCUGCAGAAGGACUACCGCAAGAGGGCGUCCGUCGCGGAGCUGCUUGCCCACCCGUUCGUCGCCGGGAGGGACGUGGCCAGGUCGAGGCGCGCGCUCCGAGAGCUAGUCGCCGAGGCCUAGCUCUCGUCCCCGCCGUCGCUAGCGCGGCAUCAUCUACCUGACCGCCGGAGGCAGACACAUAGACACGACCAAUUUUUGUUAGACCUGUACAUGGUGCUGUAGGAUUGAUGUACAUUUGCACAGACCAAACCCGAUUAGAGCUUAGUUCUCUUGUUGCACAUAUGUUAGGAUUAGGAUUAGAUAUCACAUAGUUGAAAUGUAAA
Molecule: messenger RNA, 1298 nt
Organism: Panicum virgatum (switchgrass)
Lineage: Eukaryota; Viridiplantae; Streptophyta; Magnoliopsida; Poales; Poaceae
Product: mitogen-activated protein kinase kinase 9-like
Exons: 1
Coding region: 100-1095 (331 amino acids)
Biological process (GO): protein phosphorylation
Cellular component (GO): cytoplasm
Molecular function (GO): ATP binding; protein serine/threonine kinase activity
Source: RefSeq, a predicted model, not a curated record